AUGGUGACUCUUUCAUCUUCAUCUCCAUCUUUGAAUUAUUACCAGUAUCAAGCUAUUCUUCGCUUGCCACGUGUCCCUUCAAUCUCUUCUAAUCUUCUUAAAGGCCCCAAGAGAAAUGGAAACUCAGUUAUUUUCUGCUACAAUAACACUGUGCCUGAUUCAAGAACAGGUGAGCAAGUUAAAGGAGAAUGCGUAACCAAGAGAAGAGAGCUCCUGCUACAGGCAGGCUCUGUUGCACUUUCUCUGUCCGCCUUUACAUCGAUUGCAUUGGCAGAGAACGAUGUCCCGGAGGAUUUUCGUGUUUAUUCAGAUGAUGUCAACAAGUUUAAGAUCAUGAUACCUAGUGAUUGGCAAAUAGGCGCGGGAGAAGGUGAUGGAGUAAGGUCACUCUUAGCUUUCUAUCCUCCAGAAGCUUCUAACUCAAAUGUCAGCAUUGUAAUCACAAGCCUUGGUGCUGAUUUCACCAAGUUGGAAUCUUUCGGGAAAGUUGAUGCUUUUGCUGAGAAUCUGGUCAGUGGAUUAGACAGAAGCUGGCAAAGGCCUCCGGGAGUGAAAGCAAAACUCAUAGAUAGCAAAGCUUCUAAAGGGUUGUAUUACAUCGAGUACACUCUCCAAAAUCCCGGUGAAAGUCUCAGACAUCUAUUUUCAGUGCUCGGGAUAGCAGACAAUGGGAUUUACAACAGACUGUAUACUCUCACUGGACAGUUUGUAGACGAGGAGGCAGAGAAAUAUGGUGCCAAAAUACAGAAGGCUGUUUCUUCUUUCAGAUUAAUAUGAUGACAUAAAUAGAGAACGCGAUAUCACAAAUUUUGGCUUGAGCUUCUGGUUUUUCUCGUUGGUGAAUGGUAAACAUAAUUGAGAGCGCGAUAUCACAAAUUCAAGUUCUGGUUAAGGUAUAUUAUGACAACUCAAGAAAAACUGUAGUUGUAAGUAUGAACCAGCAACUUGAUCAAUGUUAGAGCUAGCAUUUGCAUAUAUUGUUAUAUACCAAAAAUGUAUGGAAUUUUUCGAUAAAAAUAUGACCUUGGUGCAAAUAAUUUGAUGCUCAAGUUUUGAUUAUA
Molecule: messenger RNA, 1061 nt
Organism: Solanum verrucosum
Lineage: Eukaryota; Viridiplantae; Streptophyta; Magnoliopsida; Solanales; Solanaceae
Product: psbP domain-containing protein 3, chloroplastic-like
Exons: 10
Coding region: 1-777 (258 amino acids)
Biological process (GO): photosynthesis
Cellular component (GO): photosystem II oxygen evolving complex; photosystem II; extrinsic component of membrane
Molecular function (GO): calcium ion binding
Source: RefSeq, a predicted model, not a curated record